Messenger RNA from Equus quagga, 6322 nucleotides. It is a transcript of the gene RRP15, whose product is annotated as ribosomal RNA processing 15 homolog. The record is from RefSeq and is a predicted model, not a curated record. The transcript has 5 exons. Gene Ontology annotation, biological process: maturation of 5.8S rRNA; maturation of LSU-rRNA. Lineage: Eukaryota; Metazoa; Chordata; Mammalia; Perissodactyla; Equidae. Gene Ontology annotation, cellular component: preribosome, large subunit precursor. The coding region runs from base 26 to 880 and encodes 284 amino acids.
ACCGCGACACUUCCGGCGAGGAAACAUGGCGGCGGCCGUUCAGGACUCACGUGUGAGUGCGGGGAAAAAGCUGAAGAAUUCCCUGAAGAAGAAGAAGAGGAUGAAAAUGGUAGCCAAGGCUGUAGCCUCGGAGCUGGAAGAUGAGGACAAAGGUGCUGCCGACAGUGGAGGUUCUGUAGGAAGCUGUGGAUUGGAAAAGGAUCACUUUUCUUCUGAUGAUGAAGCAAUAGACGCUGACAAUGAAGAUGAAGUUGAACCCUGUGACAAUGAAGAUGCUGCAGAAGCUAGUGCUGGGACUAAUGUGGGCUGGGCAGAUGCCAUGGCUAAAAUCCUUAACAAAAAAACUCCUAAAAGUAAACCCACCAUUCUGGUCAAAAACAAAGAGCUGGAAAAGGAAAAAGAAAAGUUAAAGCAAGAGAGACUAGAGAAAAGAAAACAGCUUGAUAAGAAGCGGGAAUGGGAAAUGAUGUGCAGAGUAAAGCCAGAUGUUGUCAAAGACAAAGAAACAGAGAGAAAUCUUCAGAGGAUUGCAACGAGGGGUGUGGUGCAAUUAUUUAAUGCUGUUCAGAAGCAUCAAAAGAACGUGGAUGAAAAGAUGAAAGAAGCUGGAGGCUCUAUUAGAAAGCGUGCUAAGUUGAUAUCAACUGUUUCCAAGAAAGAUUUCAUCAACGUUCUGAGAGGGAUGGAUGCAAAUACAAAUGAGAAAAGUUCAACUGGAAAGAGCUCAAAAGCCAAUCAGACUGAAAAAGCAGAAGAGGGCCCAGGAUGGACGAUCCUGCGUGAUGAUUUCAUGAUGGGAGCAUCCAUGAAAGACUGGGACAAAGAAGGUGAUGGACCAGAUGACAGCAGACCAGGAUCUGGAAGGGACUCUGACGUAUAAAGCUAUGGGAAGCACAAGUUACAAUCAUUUUAUUUUUCCUAGAAAAAUACAUCAUGCUCUGAAAGUUGGGGAAUUAUAAGGAUACCAUUUAUAAGAAAACCAAAAGACUUUUACUAUUACCAACUGUGGUGUUUCCCUUUUUCACAUAAACUUUGUUAAAAUUAUAUUUCAAACCUUGUAUAAUUUUAAGCAUUGUUGCUCAGAACAUUUGUGAAAAAGAAAUAUUUCGACUUGACCAUCAAUAUAUGCAUUUUGCCAGGUUCAUUAUAGGUUUACAUAUUGGUCAUGGAUAGUGGCAUUUUGUUUCAGUAUCACCAUUGUUUCUAGGAAUGCAAUACCAAUUCAUAAUUAAAAUGAACUCCUUGAAGUUAAUAUUUUUCAGCCUUCCAACUUAUAGACCGAUGUAUGUAUAUCUUUGGGGGGCAGGGGUUGGUGUUUGUUUGGGUGAGCUACUGAGCAAACCUAUGUAGUAAAAUUUAAAAUUAUAGUAUUUCUGAUUUGGGGUGAUUUUAUUUUUAGACAUUCUGGCAAAUAUGAUUUAAGACACACACCAAAUCUUUACUUUUAUAUGCUAAGUAAUAUAAAUAAUGACUUAGAUUUAUUUUAAGUGUUAGGUUAUUUUUGUAAUAAGAGAUUUACUGAGGUGGAAAUUCUCAUGUUUAACUUAUGCAAUGAGGCAUAAUUUCUUAGGAAGCAUAUCUGAUGUUUUAAUCCCUCUUUUUUUCCCCCUGAAUAUUUGAGUUAGCUUAAAUUCUCUUUUGUGGACUGACUGACCAGUGAAAAAUGGUAGCAUUAGACAGCAGGGAGUCAGCAUCAGAAUACUGCAUCUGAUUUGAGAUUUGAUUUCUUCUUGUUGCCUUAAAGAUUAUUAAAUUGAGUGACUCCUAGUAACUAGCUGUUAAAUAAAGAGAAGAGAAAGUAAGACUGUUUAAUAUCAUUCCAAAAUUUCUGUGAAACUGGGCCUAAGAUCUAAAGUUUGUAGGGGAAAUAUUUAAUAAAUGUGAUCCAUUCCUUUUUUCAAAGGAUCCAUCCUUUUCUCCAUCUUUCCAUAAUAAAAACAGUUCCCUCCUACCACCCAGUUGCACAUACUUGCAUCUGUUAUAUAUCGAAGGAGAAUCCUCCCCUCAAAAUCUGCUCAAGCAGAGAUGUUUAUAUUUGCAAACCCAUUUGUGUGUUACAAGUAUUACAUAACUGAAGUUAAAUGAGUCCAUGGCUUGGUAUCUGUUAUCGUAAAGAAAAGUACACACCUAAGAUAGCAAGUGAUUAAACCAGCAAAGCUCAAAAUGCGUUUUUGUAUUUAUCCCAACAUUUGAACUUUAGUGUCUUCUUAAAUUACAAAAUUGCCCCUGUGACAGUGCAGUAUAAAUAAAUGUGAACAAAUAUUCCUCAAGAGUAACGUGAGAGUGCUGAAAUCCCUAUAGAGCGUAACACAGAUAAAUAUUUCAAUAUAGCAUAGAUAAUUUUGAAAAAAAGUUAUUUGCAGCAUCUAAAAACUUCUUUCUCCCCAGAAUUAAAGAUUAUACUUUACUGUUUGCUAUUAAUCUGUUUCUGGAUCCUACUAAAGCUUUGCUGAAAUUCUUUUGAAUAGUACACUCAGGUGACAGAAAUAGGUAAAUAACUCCCUGGAUACUAAAAUGUUGUUUUUGAAACAUAUGCUCAUUGUAUAGUCUUUGGUUUAAUUUAGAAAAAUGGAGCAAGAUUUUCAAAGUGAAAGGAAGGAAGGGAAUAUUUGCAGAUUUUCUUCUUUCAGAAAUUAUUUCAAAAUAAAACGGAGUUGCCGCUGUGAGGAAAAAAAGUAUCACUUCCAUUAGCAGGCUUUUCAUGAAAUAAUUGUUUUCAUAAAGAUGGGAUGUUUUAUAUGUAUCAGUAUUUCUGCAUCUUGGCUAUAAAAUAUUUAGGCAAAAUACCACAAUAUAUGAAUAUGAAUCUAAAGAUGAGCAUAUUAUCUUAGAAACUAAGUGUGGAUCUUCUGACGGAUGUUUUAGAUAGUCUAGCUCUGUCACCUCUACUCUGAAUAUUUUACCUACAACAUUUACAUUUUUCUCACAUCCGUCAAUCAAUUCUGCAUCUAUUCCAUCUUCCGACAUUGUCUUUGAGUUCUGUAAGGAGGGAAAAGAGGACUGCAUUUCUAUACAGAAAUUAUUUAAAAUUUAUCUAAAUAUAUCAAUAUUCAGAUUUUAUUUUUAGUAACUAUUUACAGUAGUAGAGUAAUAAAAAGGUUAUUUUUAUUUGUUUGGAAAGUACAUGGGAAAUAGUGACCAGGUAACUAGUAACUAGGUAUUAUCUUAUUCCCUUAUCUGGAUAUUCAGAUGGCUGGGGCGAAGGUUCUCAGUGUUUAGCAGAGUUUAGUAUUGGUUAUUGUUUUUAAGCAUUGAAAUCUCAAAGUCGAAGAUAACACCUCUUGUACGCUGAGAGUAACUUAGAAUCAUCUUAGCAGUUCAGCACAUUAAGUUGGAGUUGGAGUACCAAAUUCCUUUUCAAGUUACCUGGAAUAGAACAAGUAUUAUUCUACUCAUUGAAAAAUAUACCUUGGAAACCCUUUGGACCGAAUAGCUCACCUUCAGUACUUAAAGCCUAAAAUGACUCAGCAGGAGGUUCUGGAAGGUUUAUUUGAGGGCAAAUCCAAGUUCUUAAAAAUACUUUGUGUCUUUUACAACAAGUGGGUGAAAAGGGAAUGUUUAACUUCUGGAAAACGUCUUAGGGCUUUUUAAAUCACUGUGUUUUGCACGUAUGAAUAUACUUAAUAUUCAGUGGCCACCAACUAAACUAACCCUGCCACCUGUGCUGGUUUUCAGGACCUGUGAGUACAGUACUUAACUAUAAAGCCAUUAGUUUAUAGAUGCCUAAAUAUGUCCUAGUUAAACGUAAUAGUAGAGAAGUCCUAAGUUUGAAGUGUGAACAGAAACAUGGACAAUCUGAAAACGUAAAUUGUGUUGCUAAGGAGUUAAAGGAAUCAUAAGGCCUAAGAAGAAUGUCUGUAAAGGAAUCUUCAGAGAGCAUAAAUAUUUAUAUAGAAGAGACAGGAGGAGAUAAAUAAAUAAGUUGAUAUUUUUGCAUCCUUUGGAUAACUUUUUUCCUCUCUAUAGUAUUUACGUAUUUUUAUUUUAUUGUAGAUUUUUAUUAAUAUAUGUGUUGAAAGAGUCAUAAGUGAAACAAGAUGGAAGUUUUAUUUUUUCAGUCUUUUUAAUGAGUCCAGAGUACCAUUAUCAUGCUUUGUAUAUCGAUACAUUUGUGCCACAUGAAUUUCACUUUUAAAACAAACAUUUGGAAAAUCAGUAGAUAUAUUUUUAACAUUUGUAAUUUCUUAAGGAAAUUUGCGUGUCCAUGUGUGUGUCUGUGUCCUAGUCCGGGCUGCUAUACCAGAAUAACAGACUGGGGGGCUAAAACAACAAACAUUUAUUUCUCAUAGUUCUGGAGGCUGGGAAGGCCAAGGUCAGGGUGCUGGCAGAUUUGAUGUGUGGUGAGGACUGUCUUCCUGGUUUGCAGACAGCUGACUUCUUCCUGUAUCUUCACUUGAGGAAGAGAAAGAUCAUCCUUCUCAUUGUCUCUUUGAUAAGGCACUAAUCCCUUUCAUGAUGGCUCCACCCUCAUGCCUUAAUUACACCUCCAAGUACCAUCACAUGGGAAGAGAUUAGGGCUUCAACAUGAAUUGAGGUGGGAGGGGGAGCGUUUGGUCCGUAGCGAUGUAUAAUAUAGCAAACUGUACAUUUUUAACUUAUAUGUGGAAGAACUUUAGCUCCCAUUGUUUCUUGACUUAAAUUUCUUAAUGGAAUUAGAAAGUUAAGUGAAUCUAGCAUUAGAUUCACUGAGCACCCAUUCCAGGAACUCUGCUGGAAUUAUUUGAGUGAUGGUAUUGUUAUGCAAAAUAAGGGAUAAUUUUGCUCCUAUGAGGACAAAAAAUUUGAAUCUCCUCUUCCUUUUUACAGUUGAAUUCCUGCAGUAAGUUCUCACUGUAUGAUUUGAAUACUCUGGGAAUUUGGAUUAACCGUGAUAACUUGAAAUAAAUCUGUUAUCUACCGUGACUCUUAAAAACUAUUAUAAUGGAAUGUGAGUGGUACAUAAAUAGGGGUCUUAGAAUAAUGAAGCUUGGCUACAGCUAUGAAAAGAUUAAUUUGCCCGUACUCUAUCGGUAUGUUAACUUUCUUUUUAUUUGGGAACACUUUUCAGUUGAGAGAAACAGAAUUCACUCUGCUUUUUCCUUAAAUUCCUCUGUUGGGGUCAGUGUGACUGCAUUUGUCUCUGCUGCAUGUGUUGGUGAUAGGUAGUGAAUCUGUUCAGCCCUGCAGAUAUAUGAGUGAGAAGACUAUUUGAGGGGAAUUGGCAGUAAGUACAGAUUUUGGAAACAGGAGAAAGAACUGUUCUGUGCCUACAAAAAGUUUUCUUAUUCUUUCCUUAAGAAAACAGGAGUGUGCAUUGUGGCCAGCUGGAGAGAUGAGUCUUACUGACUGUUGCAGUAAAGUUUGACCCAGAGAAUUUCUCCAUUGGGUGGACUUUUCUGAACCCAUUAAAUGUAUUAUUGAUCAGGAGGACCUGUGAACAAAUUUGGAAGUAGAACGAUGUUUGAGGUAGGUGAUGGGACAUUUAGCAUAGUAAUUGAUGUUCAACAAAAUACUAAGACUUUUCAUGAAUAUAAUCAGAAUAUCAUAGAUUGAAGGUACCUUCUAACAAUCCUUAAAUAAUUUUAGACUCUAGUGUGCUUUCUAGCCUAGAGAACCACAUUAAUAUUUGGCAUCUACUCUAAGCAUCAUUUCAGGGAGUUAUAAUUUCGGGCUUUUUGCCUGGGUGUUACGUGGAACCUUUUGUGCUCAGAAGAAGCGUCCUCAGAGAUGCAGUUACAAAACAGGUUUUAUUUUAUUUCGUUUUGUUAACAAUAUCUGGUCCAACAUUGCUCACCUCACUCUUCCCUCUCCUUUGCCCGCCCCACUCUCCCAAUAGCAGGAGUACAUAUUUAGCUUUCUGUGAAAUGCUCUGUGGUUCUCAUCUGAGCAGGGAAGCAAGGAUAUGUAUUGGAGUAGUGGGCAUAAUUCCUAAAAUUGUAGUCUCUGAAUCAGUGCUGUGCAACAGAACUCUCUGAGAUGAGAGAAGUGUUUUCUCUCUCCACUGUCCACGGUGGCAGCGCAAGUGGCUGCUGAGCAUUUCAGAUGUGGCCAGUGAUACAAAGAUACUGAAUUGUUAAUUUUACUUAAUUUUAAUUACUUUACAUUUUAAGAAGUUACAUGUGGCUAGUGGUGUUCUGUCUAACUCUGAAGAUAAGAAAGUUACAGAGCAUCUAUUUAGUCUAAGAAAUCAUCAGUAAUUUUGGAAUCGUGAGUCUGUCUUGAGGUUUUCCCAUAAACCUUUACGGAUACAAUUUAAGUAUAUAAAAAUACUGGUGUAAUUUUAUUGAUAAAAUUAUUGUUGAUUUCAUUUUCACUAUUUGUGUUUCAAAAAAGAUAUAUUAGG